AUGGAUUUCCUUCACAGGAAUGGAGUACUCAUAAUUCAUCAUUUGCAGAAGGACUACCGAGCUUACUACAAUUUUCUACAUUUUAUGUCCAAUAUUGGAGACCCCCGGAAUAUGUUUUUCAUUUAUUUUCCACUUUGGUUUCCACUUAAUCAGACAGUUGGAAGCAAGAUGAUAUGGGUAGCAGUCAUUGGGGAUUGGUUCAAUCUUAUAUUUAAAUGGAUAUUAUUUGGUCAUCUACCUUACUGGUGGGUCCAGGAAACUCAGAUUUACCCAAAUCACUCAAGUCCAUGCCUUGAACAGUUCCCUACUACAUGCGAAACAGGUCCAGGAAGUCCAUCUGGCCAUGCAAUGGGUUCAUCCUGUGUCUGGUAUGUCAUGGUAACCGCUGCCCUGAGCCACACUAUCUGUGGCAUGGAUAAGUUCUCUAUCACUCUGCACAGACUGACCUGGUCAUUUCUUUGGAGUGUUUUUUGGUUGAUUCAAAUCAGUGUCUGCAUCUCCAGAGUAUUCACAGCAACACAUUUUCCUCAUCAAGUUAUUCCUGGAGUAAUUGGUGGCAUGCUGGUGGCAGAGGCCUUUGAACACACUCCAGGCAUCCAAACGGCCAGCCUGGGCACAUACCUGAAGACCAAUCUCCUCCUCCUGUUUGCACUUGACUUUUACUUGCUUCUUAGACUGCUCAACAUUGACCUACUGUGGUCCGUGCCCAUAGCCAAAAAGUGGUGUGCCAACCCCGACUGGAUCCACAUUGACACCAUGCCUUUUGCUGGACUCGUGAGAAACCUCGGGGUCCUCUUUGGCUUGGGCUUUGCAGUCAACUCGGAGAUGUUCCUCCUGAACUGCCGAGGUGGAAAUAGCUACACGCUGAGUUUCCGGUUGCUCUGUGCCUUGACCUCAUUGACCACACUGCAGCUCUACCAUUUCUUCCAGAUCCCGACUCAGGAAGAGCAUUUAUUUUAUGUGCUGUCUUUUUGUAAAAGUGCAUCCAUUCCCCUAACUGUGGUUCCUUUCAUUCCCUACUGUGUUCAUAUGUUAAUGAAACAAAACGGAAAGAAGAUUCAGUAG
Messenger RNA from Rhinopithecus roxellana (golden snub-nosed monkey), 1065 nucleotides. It is a transcript of the gene G6PC2, whose product is annotated as glucose-6-phosphatase catalytic subunit 2. The record is from RefSeq and is a predicted model, not a curated record. Gene Ontology annotation, molecular function: glucose-6-phosphatase activity. Gene Ontology annotation, cellular component: membrane. Gene Ontology annotation, biological process: gluconeogenesis; glucose 6-phosphate metabolic process. NCBI's taxonomy places the organism in Eukaryota, Metazoa, Chordata, Mammalia, Primates, Cercopithecidae.